Messenger RNA from Prionailurus viverrinus (fishing cat), 3576 nucleotides. RefSeq names its product hydroxycarboxylic acid receptor 1 (gene HCAR1). The record is from RefSeq and is a predicted model, not a curated record. Gene Ontology annotation, molecular function: G protein-coupled receptor activity. Gene Ontology annotation, biological process: G protein-coupled receptor signaling pathway. The transcript has 2 exons. Bases 905 to 1936 code for a protein of 343 amino acids. Lineage: Eukaryota; Metazoa; Chordata; Mammalia; Carnivora; Felidae. Gene Ontology annotation, cellular component: membrane.
GCAAACGGCUGAGGGAGGAACUGACUCCCCGAGAGGCUGCUGCGUGGGGACAGGCACAUGAGAGGUGGCUUCACGUCCAUUGCGUGGUCCUGCUCAUUGUGCAACAGGUCACUUGGGUCCAGGGAAGGAUGCAAAGGGCAGGAGGUACGGACGGAGGGAAGGAAAGAUGUCACGCUUCAGGGAGCUUUUCUAAUGACAGUCGGCGAGUGCUGGUUUUAGAGCUUUUUUCCUCCCCUGACGCUUCUGACUUCUGCAUGCCUUAUUUUUGGGUGUGGGCACAGGAAAUGGCUCUGAGGAGCUGCGGAGCAAGGCCUCCCCCUCUGGCACCGCCUGGGAGCGCCCCAUGGGAUGGGGGGCGGACGGGGCAGUCAGGCAAAGGUUAGGGGAGGAAAGCAAAGGCAGAGGCCCAGAACGGCUCCAGGAAAUGUUUGUAUUUCUCCACCGGGAGGGAGGACAAACAAGCUUUUCUCGUGCCUUCUGGGCGGCCCUGCACGCUCUCCAGCACAGGAGUCUGAAGAGCAGAGUGAGGCUGCAGAGAAAAAUCACCGCGGGGCCGGGGCCGGGGUCGGGCCCGGCGCCGCAGCAUGAAUCCUUCUGGACCUGCCCACCGCUUCCCAGAAGUGACCGCCUGCGCCUCAAAGCCUCGCGGUGCCACCCGCUUCUCCCGGCCUGGGACAGCCGGAGAAGAACGGACCUCCCCGAGCCUCUCCUUUCCCGGCUGACAUUCCUGGCCUCCUGGCGGCGGCCGCAUCCACCCGCACCCGCAGUCCGCGUCCGCCCGCAUCCCGGGGUGAAGAAGGUAGAAAACCAGCAGCCCGGUGAGUGGUAGCGUUCCCAUCGGCACCUGUCUUUGUGGGAACUCCCGGGGCCGCCCAGCACGCAGAACCCCCGUCCUCCGUCCACCAUGGACAACGGGUCGUGCUGCCUCAUCGAGGGGGACCCCAUCUCUCAGGUGAUGCCCCCGUUGCUGAUCGUGGCCUUCGUGCUUGGCGCCCUGGGCAACGGCGUCGCCCUGUGCGGUUUCUGCUUCUGCAUGAAGACCUGGAAGCCGAGCACCAUUUACCUUUUCAACCUGGCCGUGGCCGACUUCCUUCUCAUGAUCUGCCUGCCCUUCCGGACGGACUACUACUGGAGACAGAGGCAGUGGGCCUUUGAGGACAUUCCCUGUCGGGUGGCCCUCUUCAUGCUGGCCAUGAACAGGGCCGGGAGCAUCGUCUUCCUCACGGUGGUGGCGGUGGACAGGUACUUCAAGGUGGUCCACCCCCACCACCUGGUGAACGCCAUCUCCAACCGGGCUGCCGCCGGCAUCGUGUCCGCCCUUUGGACCGUGGUCAUCCUGGGGACCCUCUACCUUUUGAUGGAGAACCAUCUGUGUGUGCACGAAGACACCAUAUCUUGCGAGAGCUUCAUCAUGGAGUCGGCCAACGGCUGGCACGACAUCAUGUUUCAGCUGGAGUUCUUCCUGCCCCUCGGUGUCAUCCUGUUUUGCUCCUGCAAGAUUAUCUGGAGCCUGAAGCAGAGGCAGCAGCUGGCCAGGCAGACUCGGAUGAAGAAGGCCAUCCGGUUCAUCACGGUGGUGGCGGUUGUGUUCGUCACGUGCUAUCUGCCCAGCGUGUCGGCCAGGCUGUAUUUCCUCUGGACGGUGCCCUCGAGUGCCUGUGACCCCUCCGUCCACGUAGCCCUGCACGUGACCCUCAGCUUCACCUACAUGAACAGCAUGCUGGACCCGCUGGUGUAUUAUUUUUCGAGUCCCUCGUUCCCCAAAUUCUACACCAAGCUCAAAAUGCGCAGUUUGAGACCUAAGAAUCCGGGACGCUCCAAGACCCAGAGGUCAGAAGAGAUGCCAGUUUCCAACCUGUGUCGCAAGAGUUGUGCCAGUGUGGCAAACAGCUUCCAGAGCCAAUCCGACGUGCAGUGGGAUCUCCAAAUGUGUUGAAUGGCAGUGAAACAGACAGACAGACAACGCCAAGGAGGACAGACAGACUGGCGACUUAGGAUGGUUCAUGCUAAGGGGUGAGAGUCUAUUGAAAAGGCCACCCUUUCUUAACUGGAUCCUCACUCUGUUGGAAAUGAAAUUCAGGUUACUAUGCCUUUUUGGAAGGUUGUGGUUGACAAGUGAGUCACUUGCCUUUCUAGGCCCCGAUUGCAAUGACGGGACAAUAUGUGCGUGGAGAAGGGCACGUGUGUGUUAAAAAGGAGGGACGUUAAUUAAGAAGAGCUCGACCCCUGUGUAGUUUUAAUCGGCUGGGUGAACAGGCACCGAUGUUUGAAGGAGUCACGUUCCCUGUCUGGGGGAGGUCGUGAACUUCAUGACUUGGCAGUAUUUCCUAUCCUCUCUUAAGUCAUCGUUUUAGAAACUAGAAACCUGAGUGAGUCAAUACCUUUAUUUCGGGCUGAGUGACAUCUUUAUGGGGACGUCCGGAUCCUGAGGAUUUUCAUCUCCACAGGGUGCCUGGGUAUGUUUCUGAUUUCUCAGUAGCCCAAGAAGAAGGACAGCAAAACAGUCUGCUCUGACCUUCUUGAAGCUCCACAUGUUUCCGCAAGUCUUUGCAUUUCAAAGAAGAUGCUGAGGGAUAGGUUUGCCUCCCCUGAUCUUUCCAGUGGGAGCUGAGUGCGUGAAAAAACUCGGUUGGCCUUUGGGAUGGGCUGCGUGCAUUGUGAUCGCUUUUGACUGCUUGUUAUGUGACUGAACAUUUUUUAGGCACUGGCUCCGGACGAGGCACAGUAGAAACACGAAUGGAAAACACAGCCCCUGCCCCUGUGGGUUCUAUUGUAGAAUCCAGGGGAAAGAAUCAAACAACCAUUUGGGGGUAACCGUGUGAAAGUGGUAAGCACAGGGCCCUGCGGCAGAGCCCAGGGGCCUCCAUCCUGGCCGUGGGGGUUGGAGAGGGCGUCUCAGAGAAAAUGACUCUGAACUUAGCCCUGAAGGAUGCAAAGGAGGCAGGCAGGUGACUCAGUGGGAAAAGGUAUCCCAGCGAGAGGGGCAUGGUGAGGAAGCAGCUUGUUAGGGAGCUUCGGAAAGGUCCACAGGACCGGAAUGAAAGGUCCUGGGGGUUGGGGGGCGGGACUGCAGCCCCUUGGGAGAGAUCAAGCCAUGAGAUCCACUGCGGAGAGAGAGAAAGAAGGUCUGUUCAUAACUCUUCUUCUUCUUUUUUUUUUUUCUUAAGUUUAUUUAUUCAUCUGAGAGAGAGAGAGAGAGAGAGAGAGAGAACGGGAGAGCACGAGCCGGGGAAGGGCAGAGAGAGAGAGAGGGAGAGAGAGAGAGAAUCCCAAGCAGACUCCACAAUGACAGCAAAAAGCCCCACAUGGAGUUCGAAUUCAUUAACACGAACCGAGAGAUCAUGACCUGAGUGGAAACCAAGAGUCGGACGCUUAACCAACGGAGUCACCCAGGAGCCCCCAUUCACAACUUUUCCUGAUGGCAUAUUCUUGAAUAGCCUCUCAGAGUCUUUUCUUUUUAAAAAAAAAAAAAAUUAAAAUCUCUGCAAUUAUUGAAAGUACGUAUGUUUUUGUUCAAAAUUCAAAACAAAUAUAUCAAGUGAGAAAUAAAAGUCUUCCUUCUGUUGUUCCCCUUAA